This is a messenger RNA of Penicillium vulpinum, 1071 nucleotides long. RefSeq lists its product as uncharacterized. The transcript is spliced from 3 exons. NCBI's taxonomy places the organism in Eukaryota, Fungi, Ascomycota, Eurotiomycetes, Eurotiales, Aspergillaceae. The coding region runs from base 1 to 1071 and encodes 356 amino acids. The record is from RefSeq and is a predicted model, not a curated record. Gene Ontology annotation, molecular function: oxidoreductase activity.
AUGGCUUCACCUCUACCUGUAGAGGAAAUGACAGUCCAAAUACUCCCCUACGUCAUAGGCCUCCUCCUCGCCUGGCCGGUAGUAACAACAACCCUACGGUACCAGCGGCUACGCAAGCUCCAGAAACAAUAUGACUAUUCAACACGGGAGUCGAUGUCCAAAAUGACCGACGAAGAAGCCUUCCAAAUCCAAAAACAAGUCGCACAGCUAGAAUUCCCAUUUAUGUUCAUCAAGAGUUUACAAUUUGCUUUAUUCCGGACAUAUGGCAUCCCCACAAUCUCUACCCUCCUCGCGAAAACGACCCAAUUCUCCGGCCCGGAAACCUCCCUAAAGCGGUAUACAGAUACCAGCGUGCUCGUACAAGAAAUGGUCGGCAACGACCCGACUUCCACCCGUGCAUAUCUCGGUCUUGCCCGAACGCGCUACCUACACAGCGGGUACAGGGCCUCCGGUAAGAUCCUCGAUGAUGAUAUGCUCUUUACGCUGGCGCUGUUCGCUCUCCAACCGAUUCGAUUCAUCGAUCGCUAUGAGUGGCGCAAGCUGAGUGACCUGGAGCGCUGUGCUAUCGGGACUUUCUGGAAGAGUGCAGGUGACGGACUUGAUAUUAGCUAUGAGCAGCUGCCAUCUGGUAAGACUGGAUUCCGGGAUGGGAUUCACUGGCUCGAGGAGGUCGAAGCUUGGAGUGAGCAGUACGAGGCGAAGUGUAUGGUGCCUCAUGUUAAGAACCGUGAGACGGCGGAUCAGACUACAGCUGUGCUGGUCUAUAUGUUGCCUCAGAUAUUGCAUCCGGUUGGAUUGCAGUUUGUUUCGUUUAUGAUGGAUGAGAGACUCAGGAAGGCGAUGUACUUUGACGCCCCCUCCGCAUUCUUUGCACCAAUCUUCUCGGCUGUUCUCACAGUCCGCAAGCUCUUCCUCCGCUACCUAGCUCCACCACGACCGUACUUCAUGCGCUUCGCCUCGUUCACCGAGGAGCCAGAUCAAAACGGGCGCUUCUUCCUCAAAAAAUGGGAUGCUGCGCCGUACUAUGUCAAACCCACGUUCUGGAACCGAUGGAGCCCAACAGCAUGGUGA